This is a messenger RNA of Manihot esculenta (cassava), 1314 nucleotides long. RefSeq lists its product as uncharacterized. The record is from RefSeq and is a predicted model, not a curated record. NCBI's taxonomy places the organism in Eukaryota, Viridiplantae, Streptophyta, Magnoliopsida, Malpighiales, Euphorbiaceae. The coding region runs from base 331 to 990 and encodes 219 amino acids. The transcript has a single exon.
AUCAAUAAGGCUGAAAUUUGGCAAUACAAUAUAAUUUGAAUACCAAGAAGCCCAUAAGAAAGGCUUCAGAAAUACCCGUAAGAAAUUAUUUUGGGCCUAAAGUAAGCCCAUAAAAAUUUUAUGAGAUCUGACCGUUGGAGGCGACGAAAUGUAACCGUUGAGAAUCCCAGGCGUUUUUCGGCAAUUUAAAUAUCUGUUAGUCUCUGUCACCGAUAUCUGUUUCUAUCAUCCAACGUUUUGAACUCUUUUUUUUUUUUUUUUCAUAAUCAACAUCACAUUCUCGUUUGCUUGCACAUUUUUGCUAAACCUCUGUUUAAUUUUGGUUCGACAAUGGCUGAAUUGAAGGAUGCUCAUAUCCUAGAGAUCUCCGUAAAUGAAGAACAGCAACAGAAACUUUUGUGUGUCAUGAACACAGUCACAGCUAUUCAGAACCACCCACUGGCAGAAAUCUCCCAUAGUCCAGGCCAUCUCCUGCUUCUCAAGCUGUGGCAAAGAGAAGAAGAUCUUUUCUGCCGCCGAACUGGAGCAAAAGAGUCUAGAAUGGAAGCAAUCAAGCGCGAAAUCUUCGAGCUUUGUUGUUUCCUUCUAUUCUUCCAUGGGAUCUUCUUAACCAUACUGUUUACAUCUUCCAUUAACAGCAGAGAGCAUAGUUGCAGAAAAUGGUGGAUACCCUCCUUUGUGUCUCUGUCAGCUUCUCUUGUUUUUGUGUUUUUGGUUCAAGUUAAAGUUGUUAGGUACUGGAAAGUGUGGAGGCAGUUGCAGAGGGAAAGGGACGACAAUAGAGCCCUGGCGAGGUGUGUUCAAGAGCUGAGAAUGAAAGGGGCGAGUUUUGAUUUGUCGAAGGAGCCACAGAGAGGGAAGAAAAUGAAGAGCUCCAGUGUUGAGAUCAAAUGGAAACCACUCACUUGGUGUUCACAGUAUCUGGUUAAUAUCUGUAUUGUUUGUCUCUCAGGAUUGAUCUUUCCUGCUUCAAAAUUCAUUGUCUGUUGAUUCAAAUCAGAGAGAUGCUUAUGAGACUCAGAUCAUACAAAAGGCAACGGAUUUACUUUGAUCAAGUGAAAGUAAUGAAGCUUCUCGUUCAUGCCAUUUCUCGGGAGAAACUGUUGGAAAUGCUGAAUCUUGGGGUCUGAAAUUUCAUUGUUCGGCAGCCAAUAAAAGAAGGGUCCUAUGAGAUCUAACUCCUAUCAAGAAUUUUUCUUUUUGGAAGACAAUACAUAGGACUCGUAAAGUUGGAUACUAUUUUAAGUGUAUUUUAAACAUUUAAAUAUAAUUUUAUUAAGUCCAUUAUUAAUUUUUAGUAUUAAUUUAAUUAAA